This is a messenger RNA of Platichthys flesus (European flounder), 6385 nucleotides long. RefSeq names its product myosin-11-like. Bases 148 to 6186 code for a protein of 2012 amino acids. Lineage: Eukaryota; Metazoa; Chordata; Actinopteri; Pleuronectiformes; Pleuronectidae. The transcript is spliced from 42 exons. Gene Ontology annotation, molecular function: actin filament binding; ATP binding; cytoskeletal motor activity. The record is from RefSeq and is a predicted model, not a curated record. Gene Ontology annotation, cellular component: myosin complex.
UGUUCUCCCAUCACUGCACCAGAGGCCGAACUAGUCGCCAGUGACAAUCGAGACAUCGGGUCGACCACACCUGAACCACCAGAGAUUGUGUCUGCCCCUGCCUGCGAACUAGAGAUCCAUCUGACUCCUGACAGUGAUACUUCCAAUAUGGCUGACCCGGCCCCUGACGACAACAAGUUCCUAUUUCUCGAUAAUGAUUUCCGCAACAGUGGUGUGGCGCAAGCUGACUGGAUGGCCAAGAAGAUGGUGUGGGUGCCGUCAGAGAGGGAGGGCUUCGAGCCUGCCAGCAUCAAGGAGGAAAAGGGCGAUGAGGUACUGGUGGAGCUUCCCAACAGUCAGAUAGUGACAGUGAACAAAGAUGACAUCCAGAAGAUGAACCCGCCCAAGUUCAGUAAAGUGGAGGACAUGGCCGCCCUCACCUUCCUCAACGAAGCUUCUGUCCUCCACAACCUGCGAGAGAGAUACUUCUCUAGCCUGAUCUACACGUACUCUGGUCUGUUCUGUGUGGUGGUGAAUCCCUACAAGAUGCUGCCAAUCUACUCUGAAAAGAUCAUAGAGAUGUACAAGGGCAAAAAGCGCCACGAGGUGCCGCCACACAUCUACUCCAUCACAGACAAUGCCUACAGGAACAUGAUGCAAGACCGUGAGGAUCAGUCUAUUCUCUGCACAGGGGAGUCUGGAGCAGGAAAGACAGAAAACACCAAGAAGGUGAUCCAGUACCUGGCUGUCAUUGCCUCCUCUCACAAAGUCAAAAAGGAUGCAAAUCCUCAACCGCAGCAGCAACCGCAGCAGCAGCAGUCGGGGUCCCUGGCUUUCGGGGAGCUCGAGAAGCAGCUGCUGCAGGCUAAUCCGAUCCUCGAGGCGUUUGGAAAUGCCAAAACCAUAAAGAACGACAACUCCUCGCGAUUCGGAAAGUUUAUUAAACUCAACUUUGAUGUGACUGGUUAUAUUGUUGGCGCAAACAUCGACACCUACCUCCUGGAGAAGUCUCGCUGUAUCCGUCAGGGCGGCACAGAGAGAGCGUUUCACAUCUUCUACUACAUGGUGGCAGGAGCCAAAGACGCGACGAGGGAGGAGUUGCUGCUGGAGGACUUCAGCAGCUAUCGUUUCUUGAGGGCGGGUCACGUGGAGAUCCCUGGUCAGGAGGACGACGAGAUGUUCAUUGAGACUCUGGAGGCCAUGGAGAUCAUGGGCUUCACAGAGGAAGAGAGAAUCGGGAUGAUGAAGGUGGUGUCCACUGUGUUGCAGCUGGGCAACGUCAAGCUUGAGAAGGAGAGGAACAGCGAGCAGGCAACAAUGCCUGACAACACAGCUGCCCAGAAGGUGUGUCAUCUGCAGGGCAUAAAUGUGACCGACUUCACCCGUGCCAUCCUCACUCCCCGGAUCAAAGUGGGCAGGGAGGUGGUGCAGAAGGCUCAGACCAAGCAGCAGGCUGAUUUUGCAGUGGAGGCUCUGGCUAAAGCCAUGUAUGAGCGUCUCUUCCGCUGGAUCCUGGCGAGGGUCAACAAGACCCUGAACAAGAGUAAGAGACAGUCGUCCUCCUUCCUCGGGAUCCUGGACAUUGCCGGUUUUGAGAUUUUCGAGGACAACUCUUUCGAACAGCUCUGCAUCAACUACACCAACGAGCGUCUGCAGCAGCUCUUCAACCACACCAUGUUUGUCCUGGAGCAGGAGGAGUAUAAGAGGGAGGGAAUACAGUGGAGCUUCAUCGACUUCGGCCUGGACCUGCAGCCCUGCAUCGAGCUCAUCGAGAGGCCGAACAACCCUCCAGGUAUCCUGGCCCUGCUGGACGAGGAGUGCUGGUUCCCCAAAGCCACUGAUGUUAGCUUUGUGGACAAGCUGCUGAACACCCAUAGCGAUCACGUCAAAUUCUCCAAACCCAAACAACACAAAAAUAAAAUGAUGUUCGCUAUUCUGCACUAUGCUGGAAAGGUUGACUAUAACGCAGCUGACUGGCUGACAAAGAACAUGGAUCCUCUGAAUGACAAUGUGACGGCUCUGCUCAAAAACUCCUCUAGCAACUUCAUCCAGGAUCUGUGGAAAGACGCGGAUCGAGUGGUGGGUCUGGAGACCAUGACCAAGAUGUCCGAGAGUUCGGCUCCUACUAAAUCCAAGAAGGGCAUGUUCCGCACAGUGGGUCAGCUGUACAAAGAGUCGCUGGGCAAACUGAUGACCACGCUGCACAACACACAGCCCAACUUUGUCCGCUGCAUCAUCCCCAACCAUGACAAGAGGGCUGGGAAGAUGGAUGCUAAUCUGGUGCUGGAGCAGCUGAGGUGUAACGGGGUGCUGGAGGGAAUUCGAAUCUGCAGACAGGGAUUCCCCAACCGCAUCGUGUUCCAGGAGUUCAGACAGAGGUAUGAGAUUCUGGCUGCCAACGCCAUCCCUAAAGGCUUCAUGGAUGGGAAACAGGCCUGUUGUCUGAUGGUAGAGCACCUGGAUCUGGAUCCUAACCUGUUUCGUAUCGGUCAGAGUAAGAUGUUCUUCAGGACGGGAGUUCUGGCUCAGUUGGAGGAGGAGAGAGACAUCAAACUCACCGUUGUCAUCAUCGCCUUCCAGGCACAAGCAAGAGGCUUCCUGGCCCGAAAGGCUUUCAGUAAACGUCAGCAGCAGCUGAGCGCCAUGAAGGUCAUCCAGAGAAACUGUGCCUGUUAUGUUAAACUCAAGAACUGGCAGUGGUGGAGGCUUUUCACCAAGGUGAAGCCCCUGCUGCAGGUGACCAGACAAGAAGAGGAAAUGGGUCAGAAAGACGAGGAACUAAAGACGGCAAAAGAAGUGGCAGCAAAGACCGAGGCCGAACUGAAGGACAUCUCCCAGAAACACAUCCAGAUAAUCGAGGAGCGAACCCAGCUGGAGCUUAAGCUACAUGCAGAGACGGAGCUGUACACUGAGGCUGAGGAGAUGAGGGUGAGACUGGAGGCCAAGAAACAGGAGCUGGAGGAGGUGCUGCAUGAGAUGGAGGCUCGGCUGGAGGAGGAGGAGGAGCGCAACAGCGCUCAUCAGCAGGAGAAGAAGGAGAUGGAACAGCAGCUACAGCUCAUGGAGGAACACAUCGCAAAAGAGGAAGAUGCUCGGCAGAACCUGCAACUGGAGAAAGUGGCCAUGGAGGGAAAAGUCAAGAAAAUGGAGGAGGACAUCCUGCUGAUGGAGGACCAGAACAUCAAACUACAGAAGGAGCGGAAGCUUCUUGAGGAGAGGAUGGCUGACACAAACUCUAACCUGGUUGAGGAGGAGGAGAAGUCCAAGAACCUGACCAAACUCAAGACCAAACACGAGUCCAUGAUCUCUGACCUUGAGGUGCGUAUGAAGAAAGAGGAGAAGGGUCGUCAGGACAUCGAGAAGGCCAAGAGAAAAGUGGAGGCAGAGUUGGCCGACCUCCAGGAGCAGUACGCCGACCUGCAGGCUCAGCUAGCUGAGCUCCGGGCCCAGCUGGCCGCCAAGGAAGAGGAGCUCCAAGCCACACAGGCCCACUUGGAGGAGGAGAUCAAUCAUCAUGGGGCAGCGGUCAAGCGGAUUCGGGAGUUGGAGGCUUUGCUCAAUGAGCUGCAGGAGGACUUGGAGGCCGAGAGGUCAGCCAGGGCGAAGACCGAGGCAGCUCGCAGAGACCUCGGGGAGGAGCUGAACGCGCUGCGCACCGAGCUGGAGGACAGCCUGGAUACCACCGCUGCUCAGCAGGAGCUACGGGCAAAGCGCGAGCAAGAGGUCGCUAUAUUGAAGAAAGCCAUGGAGGAGGAGGGACGGAGCCACGAGACUCAAGUCCAGGAUUUGAGACAAAAACAAAGUCAGGCUGUGGAGGAGCUCAAUGAGCAGCUGGAGCAGGCCAAGAGGGUGAGGGCCGGUCUGGAGAAAGCCAAGCAGGCCCUGGAGAAGGAGUCAGCGGAUCUGAGCGCCGACCUGCGAUCCCUUGCCAGCGCCAAACAGGACGUGGAGCACAAGAAGAAGAAGGUGGAGGGUCAGCUGAACGAACUGCACUCACGCUUCAAUGAGAGCGAGCGGCAGAGGACUGAGCUGGGCGAGAGAGUCUCCAAGAUGAAUCUGGAGCUGGAUGGUGUGACAGGUCUGUUGAAUGAGGCCGAGGGAAAGAGCAUCAAGCUGAGUAAAGACGUCUCCAGUCUGUCCUCUCAGCUCCAGGACGCACAGGAGCUGCUGUCAGAGGAGACUCGUCAGAAGCUGAAUCUGUCCGGACGUCUCCGUCAGAUGGAGGACGACAGGAACAGCUUGAUAGAGCAGUUGGAGGAGGAGACAGAGGGCAAAAGGGCCGUGGAGAGGCAGGUCUCCAGCCUCAACAUGCAGCUGUCUGACUAUAAGAAGAAGCUGGACGAGAUGUCGGGGGUGGUGGAGUUGCUGGAGGAGGGGAAGAAGCGUCUGCAGCGGGAGCUGGAGGCGACAAACAAUGACUAUGAGGAGAAGGCCUCGGCCUACGACAAGCUGGACAAGAGCCGAGGCCGAAUGCAGCAGGAGCUGGAGGACGUCCUCAUGGACCUGGACAGCCAGCGGCAGCUUGUCUCCAACCUGGAGAAGAAGCAGAAGAAGUUUGAUCAGAUGCUGGCAGAGGAGCGAGCCGUGUCCUGUAAGUUUGCAGAAGAGCGGGAUCGUGCGGAGGCGGAGGCGAGGGAGAAGGAGACACGGGUGUUAGCUCUGGCCAGAGCUCUGGAGGAGAACCAGGAUGCUCUAGAGGAGGCGGAGAAGAUCAUGAAGGCGCUCCGAGCUGAAAUGGAGGACCUCAUCAGCUCCAAGGAUGACGUGGGAAAGAGUGUCCACGAUCUGGAGAAGGCAAAGCGUGGCCUGGAGGCCAUCGUGGAUGAGAUGAGGACACAAAUGGAGGAACUGGAGGAUGAGCUGCAGGUCGCUGAGGAUGCCAAGCUGCGUCUGGAGGUCAACACUCAGGCCCUCAGAGCUCAGCACGAGAGGGAGGUGCAGGCCAGAGAUGACAUGGGCGAGGAGAAGAGGAAGCAGCUCCUCAAACAGGUGCGUGAGCUGGAGGCGGAGCUGGAGGAGGAGAGGAAGCAGCGAGGUCAGGCAUCAGCCGGGAAGAAGAAGCUUGAGGGGGAAGUCAAGGACAUGGAGGACCAGCUGGAGGCCACCAACAGGGGGCGUGACGAGGCAGUGAAGCAACUCCGCAAGAUCCAGGGGCAGAUGAAGGAUCUCCAGAGGGAGCUGGAGGACUCUCGUGCAGCCCAGAAGGAAGUGAUCACUUCGGCCAGAGAGUCUGAGCGGAGAUCCAAGGUCAUGGAGGCCGACAUCAUCCAGCUGCACGAGAUGUUGGCAGCAGCUGAGAGAGCUCGAAAGCAGAUGGAGGCAGAAAGAGACGAACUUCAUGAAGAACUAGCCAAUAACUCCUCUGGAAAGAAUAUGCUGUCUGACGAGAAGCGUCGUCUGGAGAUGAAGAUCAGUCAGCUGGAGGAGGAGCUGGACGAGGAGCAGGCCAACAUGGAGAGCCUCAACGAGAGGCUGAGGAAGAACCAGCAGCUGGUGGAGCAGCUGGGCGCUGAGCUGACGGCUGAGAGAUCCUCCGCUCAAAGCAGGGAGGCUUCCAGGCAGCAGCUGGAGAGACAGAACCGAGAGCUGAAAGCCAAACUGCAGGAGGUCGAGGGCCAGGGCCGCUCCAAACUCAAAUCCUCCAUCGCUGCCCUGGAGACCAAGCUGAGAGAGGCCGAGGAGCAGCUUGAGAUGGAGAGCAGAGAGCGCCAGGCCAAUGGCAAGAAUCUGCGUCAGAAAGAGAAGAAGCUGAAGGAUUUCACAAUCCAGAUGGAGGAUGAGAGGAAGCAGGCGCAGCAGUACAAGGACCAGAUGGAGAAGGGCAACGUGCGGCUGAAGCAGCUGAAGCAUCAGCUGGAGGAGGCGGAGGAGGAGGCUCAGCGUGUGGUGGCAGCUCGCAGGAAACUGCAGAGGGAGCUGGACGAGGCGACAGAGGCCAACGAUGCCAUGAACAGAGAGGUGUCGUCACUCAAGAGCAGACUGAGGCGUGGUGGCAGUGGCGGGGAGGCAAUGUUCGCCAGCUCCAGCCCUCGGAGCAGCAGCGGUGGCGGCAGCAUCAGGAGCUUUGGGUUGGGAGGGAGCAUCAGCCGGAGGAGCGUCAUCAGAGAGAACUCAAUGGAACUGCAGGAGGACGAGCCCCCGUCCCCGUCUCCCCCUGCCUGCACCUCCCCUCUGAACGAACGUGGGGAGGUCUACACCCCCGAUUAGUAAAGGGACCCCCUCUGAUUUGAUUUCGCUCAAGUUAAAUGUUGACCACAUGUUUCAGGAAUAUUUUUACACUUAAAUUAAAUAUUAAUUUGUUUUUAUUUAACACAAAAACACAUGACGCUCCUGUAUAUUUUGGUUUGAAAGAUAUAUUUAAAAUAUUAAUGCCAACGUGACAUUCUGAUCAUACAUUCGCUAUUAA